GAAGAACUAGAACGCAGUGCCGCACGCAAAUUUGAAGUGAUUUAAAAAAUAAUAAAAAGUUAGGUUAUGUUGUUUCAGGCCAUGUUUUUGUUUAUUUUUAUUUAUUAGUAUUACAAUAAUCCGCAUUUCGCAUAAACAAAAACUUAAAGUAGGUAACUGGACCCCAAGGAGAGGUCAGCUCAAGAUUAAGUUACGAACAUUGCUCUCUCCAAACAGUACGAUAAUACAGGUCAAAAGAUUCAGACAUGGCUACCAAUGGAAAGUUAGCCCUCUUUAGUGUGUCAGACAAGACUGGACUUCUGCCCCUCGCGAAAUGUUUGUCAGACAUCGGCCUUGGCUUGGUGGGCAGCGGGGGAACCGCGACAACCCUCCGCAACGCUGGUCUCAAGGUUUUGGACGUUUCCGACAUAACAGGCGCCCCUGAAAUGCUCGGAGGACGGGUUAAGUCUUUACACCCUGCUGUACACGCGGGGAUAUUGUCCAGAUUAACAGAAUCUGACCAAGCUGACAUGAAGCGACAGAAGUUCGACAUGAUAAGCGUAGUUGUGUGCAAUCUGUACCCAUUCGUCGAGACCAUAUCCAAGCCAAGCGUCACCAUAGCUGACGCCGUGGAAAACAUCGACAUCGGCGGCGUCACACUACUCAGAGCCGCGGCCAAGAACCACGACAGAGUCACCGUCAUCUGUGACCCCAGUGACUAUGACCAGCUUAUUGAUGAGAUCAAAAGCAGCAAAGAUCACCAGACUUCGUUGGAGACUAGGCAAAAAUUAGCACUGAAAGCCUUCACACACACAUCCCAGUAUGAUGUGCACAUCUCGGACUAUUUCCGCAAACAAUAUUCAUCUGGCGAGGCACAACUAACGUUGAGAUAUGGUAUGAACCCACACCAGAAGCCAGCUCAAGUGUUCACAACACGCGACACGUUGCCAUUGAAGACAAUAAACGGUUCGCCGGGCUUCAUCAACCUGUGCGAUGCUCUCAACGCUUGGCAGCUCGUCGCUGAACUGAAGCAAGCGCUCGGGCUCCCAGCCGCGACUAGCUUCAAGCACGUCUCACCCGCCGGGGCUGCUGUUGGUCUACCUUUAUCCGAUGAAGAGGCUUCCGUAUGCAUGGUAACGGACUUGCUGCCCAAGCUGACGCCGCUAGCGUGCGCGUACGCUCGCGCACGCGGCGCUGACCGCAUGAGUUCGUUCGGCGACUUCAUAGCGCUAUCGGACCCCUGCGACGAGGUCACCGCGAGGAUCAUAUCCCGUGAAGUGUCUGAUGGCAUCAUCGCACCGGGGUACUCGCCGGAGGCUCUCGAAUUGUUGAAGAAGAAGAAAGGAGGCGGCUACUGUGUUUUGCAAAUGGACCCAAGUUACACACCAGAUUUGAUUGAGCAAAAGACAAUCUUCGGUCUGACCUUGGAACAGAGACGCAACGACGCUAAGAUAACUGCGGAACUGUUCAACAAUGUCGUCACAGAGAAGAAGGACCUCCCCGCAAACGCUGUGAGAGAUCUCAUCGUGGCAACCAUCGCUCUUAAGUACACUCAGAGCAACUCUGUUUGCUACGCCAGAGAUGGUCAGGUGAUAGGAAUCGGCGCCGGUCAGCAGUCGCGCAUCCACUGCACGCGGCUGGCGGGCGGCAAGGCGGCGCUGUGGUGGACGCGCUGCCACCCGCGCGUGCGCGCGCUGCGCUUCCGGCCCGGCGUCACGCGUGCCGUCGUCUCCAACGCCAUCGACAACUACGUCAACGGGACCGUCGGUACUGAUCUACCUCUCGAGCAAUGGAACUCCCUGUUCGAGGGCGCGCCGCCCGCCCUACUCACUCCUGAAGAGAGGGACGAAUGGGUGAAGAAAAUGGACAAAGUGGCGCUCGCCUCCGACGCGUUCUUCCCCUUCAGAGACAACGUCGACCGAGCUGUGCAGUGUGGCGUGGAAUACAUCGGCAGCCCGGCCGGCUCCAACAACGACCAGGAAGUGAUACAAGCGUGCAACGAGCACAAGAUCAUCCUCGCGCACACCAACUUGCGGCUCUUCCAUCAUUGAUCAUUUCAACAGCUCAACGGUAAAAGCAGCUGGACUCAUCGCCGCGAAGUGGUGGUUCAAUCCCCGUCCGCUGCACCAUUGCCGUAUCCACUUCUAAAGUCUGGCCGCUCAGAAAUUGCGUUUCUGACAGGCCGACGAUGUAACAAAAGAAAAAAAAACGAGGCAAUUGUAAUUUAAUAUGUUCGUCCCAUUCGCACGAGCAGAAACGCAAUUUCUGAGCUGCCGGACUUUAACACAGCUGACUAGUUGGAGGGGAAGGGGAAUAUUUAUCAUAUUAAAAAAAAAAUCGUGACUGGCUGGAGCACUUCAUACCAAUUCAUAAAACGAACUUGUUCCUUCCUCCUCCAUCCAAUGUUCCACAUACUAUAUGAUAAAAAUAAAUUUUGGAUCCCUUUUUAAAAUUUAUGGCAAUUGGCAUAGUUAUAUAAAUGAAAGUUUAUUUUGUUAUAAUAUCUUUGAAUUAAAUUAUAUUGAAAAAAAAAUGGAUUUAUUUCUGUAAUCUUUUAAUUUUGAAAAACACAUCUCGACUUUUCCAGUGGUGUGUAUGAGAAAUUAUGAAAAUAUAUAAAUCAAAUCUUUCUCAAAAUUGACCACAAUUUUUUUUAUUACACUAUUAAAUCAAACUUUAAGCGGGGAGAAAAUAUGUAUUAAGUAACUUCGCACACAUUUUCGGUUCCGCACAAAACGACUGAUAUUUUUGAGAUCUUCUAAUGUGUUAAAGAAAUAAUUAAAUGUUCAAUUUCUAAUCAUGUUAAAAAAUUUAUGUCAUUAUACAACAUUGUUGAAGUACCAUGGAGUAUUGUUGUAACAUUACGGCUUUAUAUUCUUAUCCUUAAGUGUAUGUAUUAUAUUAUUCUUAGAAUCUCUUACACCAACAUUGAUAGUAAUUUGUAGAAAAAUCCAUUUUUUUUAUCUUAUUAAUCUGAAUCUCAGAUUCAUUACUAAACCAUAUAAUUUAUCCUUCUUUGUAUUUGCUAUCUACAUUCCACAAUGUUACUCUUGUUUUUUGUAUGACAACUUGCAUAGUUUAUAGUAAGUAAUUAUUUUACAUUAAUAAAUGUUUAAGUAAUAUAA
Molecule: messenger RNA, 3104 nt
Organism: Bicyclus anynana (squinting bush brown)
Lineage: Eukaryota; Metazoa; Arthropoda; Insecta; Lepidoptera; Nymphalidae
Product: bifunctional purine biosynthesis protein ATIC
Exons: 11
Coding region: 246-2030 (594 amino acids)
Biological process (GO): 'de novo' IMP biosynthetic process
Cellular component (GO): cytosol
Molecular function (GO): IMP cyclohydrolase activity; phosphoribosylaminoimidazolecarboxamide formyltransferase activity
Source: RefSeq, a predicted model, not a curated record